Molecule: messenger RNA, 816 nt
Organism: Penicillium olsonii
Lineage: Eukaryota; Fungi; Ascomycota; Eurotiomycetes; Eurotiales; Aspergillaceae
Source: the annotation of a GenBank genome assembly
AUGGUUCUCUUCAAGUCUUUUGCCCUGGCGGCCUUGUCCUUGACUCCCUCGGCUGUCGCUCUCCCCACACUGAGCGAGCUUGCCUCCCGGGCUGUAUCUUCGACUCAGCUUUGCGGAGACUAUGCGAAUCUGAUCCUGCCUGAUACGCCAUGGAUCGUCUACAACAUGCUGUACAAUGCUGCUCAGAUUGUCGGCACGCAAUGUACCAACUACGACCAAGUCACUACCAGCAAAAGUGGCACCAAAGAGGUUAUCUGGAGUAGUGUGACCGAUAUCGACUAUGUCGAGAGCACUAACAACGUCCCCAAGGGAUACUCUUUCGUCGGUCUGACGCAGAACCUCGAGACCAAACUGUCCGCCAUCGAUUCCAUUCCCACAGACUACACCUGGACACGUACCAACACCACCGAUUUCAAGGGAAACAUUUGCUUCGAUUUCAUGACCAACGACAUCAAGGGUGACUCGACUUCAUCGUCCUCGCACGAGCUCAUGCUGUGGCUGCAAUACGAGGGCGGGCAGCUGCCGAUCGGCUGGACUAACGGUCCAUCUGCAACCAUUGACGAUCUCUUCGGGACCUCGUGGACCCUCUAUGAAGAUGUCAAUACCGAUACCGGAAUCACGGUCAGCACUCUGAUGCCCGCCAAGCAGUUCGAGGGAUCGUUCUCGGGUGAUCUCAAGGAAUGGCUGCUUGCUUUGGUCGAGGUAGGCACUUUUAAGAAGUCCACCUAUGUGAAUGUUGGUAAUGCUGGUACGGAGUUCUUCUACGGAAAUGCCGUGAUGAACGCGACUCUCGGGUUGCAGAUCAAUCUGGCAUAA